AUGCGCACUCCUGGGAUUUUGAUUUUCGGGCUGGUCUUGGCACCUUGCGGUUGGAUCUUGGACUUGACGAGCACAGUCGCGCCAAGCUGGCGUACAAUCCAACAUAUCACAAAACAACCUGAAGAUCUGGUGCUGCAACAAGGACUAUGGGACAUAUGCAAGACCUUCACAACAUCCAGGAAUGUGUACUGUAACCAACAGGACAUUGAAUACUUUUCCAACCGAGUGGUCACGACUGGCCAAAAGUUGAUGGUGACGUCUCUGGUGGUCAACCUGAUUGGUAUGGUUGUGGUAGCAGCUGGAGUGAAGUGUUGGAGAAACAGACCACCAGACUGGACUGUGACUGGGGUUGGUGGUUUUCUUAUUUUCUUCUCUGGGAUCCUCACCCUCAUCCCUAUUGCGUGGUUUACCCACAUGCUUCAAGAUAUCAAAGCACCAUCUACAGAUAUCCGUGUUGGUUACUGCAUCGUGGUGGGCUACAUGGGGGGCCUUAUGGAAGUUCUUGGCGGGGGUGCCAUGCUUGCAGGAAUACGUAGAUGUUUUGAUGGGCGGAACCGUGGAGAGAAGCGCAGCAGGAAUACGUUUGGAGCAGUGAUAGCACAGAGGGACAUUGGGAACCAGAACAGCAUGAGCCAGGAACCAUAUCCUGGAGUUUCCUCUCAAGACAAUGUGAACUCCCCACAGAGAAGUCAAGGGAAUGGACUGGUCAACACAUCAUACUCUUAUGAGGCUGAUUUGUGA
Molecule: messenger RNA, 741 nt
Organism: Pygocentrus nattereri (red-bellied piranha)
Lineage: Eukaryota; Metazoa; Chordata; Actinopteri; Characiformes; Serrasalmidae
Product: claudin-23-like
Exons: 1
Coding region: 1-741 (246 amino acids)
Biological process (GO): cell adhesion; bicellular tight junction assembly
Cellular component (GO): bicellular tight junction; plasma membrane
Molecular function (GO): structural molecule activity
Source: RefSeq, a predicted model, not a curated record